GGUGCUAGUACGGUGGCCGGGAGGGAAAGCGGAAGCGGAGCGGCCAUGGCGGCGGCGGCGGCAGCGGCCCUGGAGCGGUGGGUAUCCGGGGAGCUGCAGGCGCUGCUGGGGCUGAGCGGGCGGCACGUCCCCGCUUUCCUGGUGGCGCUGGCGCGGCGGAGCCGCAGCGUGGAGGAGCUGUUGGAGCGGCUGCGGGAGACAGAGGCGCUGCGUGUGGAGGAGCCGCGCGUGCGCGCCUUCGCGCGGGAGCUCUGGGAGAAGGUGCCCCGCGAUGCCCCGCGGGAACCCCCGGGCCGAGCGGCCGAGCGGGCGGCGCUGGAGCUGCAACGCCGCAGCCAGGGCUACCGAUUGGUCGACAGCGACGAGGAGGGGCCAGGCCCCGCCCCCAGCUCCGCCCCUUCCCACGGCUCCGCCCCCAGCGCGGACGAUGCUUCCCGCCGACGCCGACGGCACCUUCGACGACGACGCUCCGAGUCGCCCGAGGCCUCCAGCCCCUCGCCGACGUCCCCGCCGGCUCCGGAGCCCCCCGAGGAACCGGAAGCGGAAUGGGAAGCGUCAGAGCGGGAACGGCUGCGGGACCUGGAGGAACGCGACGCCUUCGCCGAGCGCCUGCGCCGCCGCGACCGCGACCGAACGCGCACCGUCCUCGCCCGCCCCGACGCCAAGGCCUACGAAGAAGCCCAGAAACGCCUCAAAGUCGCCGAAGAAGAUCAAAAAACCAUGGUUCCCGAACUCCGGAAAAAAUCCCGCCGGGAAUAUUUAGCGAAAAGGGAACGGGAUAAGUUGGAAGAGCUGGAAGCGGAGAUCGCGGACGAGGAAUACCUCUUCGGGGAGGAGGCGCUGACGGGGGCGGAGCGGCGCGAGCUGGAGUACAAGCGGCGGGUGCGGGACCUGGCCCGCGAGUACAAACGGGCCGGCGAGAAGGAGAAGCUGGAGAAAAGCAACCGGUAUUACAUCCCCGAGGAGACGCGCGGCAAGAAGAUCCCCGAGCGCGAGGAGACGACGGGAGGGGAGGAAGAGCGGAUGGCCCCCCGGGACGAGCAGCGGCGAUGGGAGGAGGAGCGAAUCGGGGCGGCGUCCCUGAGGUUUGGGGCGCGCGAUGCCGCCCGCCGUCAGCCCCCCAAAGAUUACGACUUUGUGCUGGAGGAGGACGAGAUGAUCCAGUUCGUCAGCGCCGUGCAGAUGAAGGGCACCGAGCCCGAUAAGGAGGUGGCGGCGCCGGUGCCGGAGGCGGAGCGGCGGCGUCAGUCGGCGCAGGAGGUGCGGCGCAGCCUGCCCAUCUUCCCCUACCGCGACGAGCUGGUGGCCGCCAUCGCCCGGCACCAGAUCUUGGUCAUCGAGGGGGAGACCGGCUCCGGGAAAACCACCCAGAUCCCCCAGUACCUGCACGAGGAGGGCUACACGCGCCAGGGGCUGAAGAUCGGCAUCACGCAGCCGCGACGCGUGGCCGCCAUGAGCGUGGCCGCCCGCGUGGCCGUGGAGAUGGGCACCAAGCUGGGCAACGAGGUGGGGUACAGCAUCCGUUUCGAGGACUGCACCUCGGAGCGCACCGUGCUCAAGUACAUGACGGACGGGAUGCUGCUGCGGGAGGUCCUCACCGAGCCCGACCUCGGCUCCUACAGCGUGAUCAUGGUGGACGAGGCCCACGAGCGCACCCUGCACACCGACGUCCUGUUCGGGCUGAUCAAGGACAUCGCGCGGUUCCGUCCCCAGCUGAAGGUGCUGGUGGCCUCGGCCACCCUCGACACCCAGCGCUUCUCCGCCUUCUUCGACCAGGCCCCCGUCUUCCGCAUCCCCGGGCGGCGCUUCCCCGUCGACAUCUACUACACCAAGGCGCCCGAGGCCGAUUACCUGGAGGCGUGCGUGGUGUCGGUGCUGCAGAUCCACGUCACCCAGCCCCCCGGGGACAUCCUCGUCUUCCUCACCGGCCAGGAGGAGAUCGAGGCCUGCGUGGAGCUGCUGCAGGAGCGCUGCCGCCGCCUGGGCUCCCGCCUGGCCGAGCUGCUGGUGCUGCCCAUCUACGCCAACCUGCCCUCCGACAUGCAGGCCCGCAUCUUCGAGCCCACCCCCCCCGGCGCCCGCAAGGUGGUGGUGGCCACCAACAUCGCGGAGACGUCGGUGACCAUCGACGGGAUCGUCUACGUGCUGGACCCCGGCUUCUGCAAACAGAAGAGCUACAGCGCCCGCACCGGCAUGGAGUCCCUGGUCGUCACCCCCUGCUCCCGGGCCUCGGCGAACCAGCGCGCUGGCCGGGCUGGCCGGGUGGCUCCCGGGAAGUGCUUCCGCCUCUACACGGCCUGGGCCUUCCAGCACGAGCUGGAGGAGACGCCGGUGCCCGAGAUCCAA
Molecule: messenger RNA, 2346 nt
Organism: Grus americana (Whooping crane)
Lineage: Eukaryota; Metazoa; Chordata; Aves; Gruiformes; Gruidae
Product: pre-mRNA-splicing factor ATP-dependent RNA helicase DHX16-like
Cellular component (GO): intracellular anatomical structure; catalytic step 2 spliceosome
Molecular function (GO): RNA binding; ATP binding
Source: RefSeq, a predicted model, not a curated record